This is a messenger RNA of Rosa chinensis, 1486 nucleotides long. RefSeq names its product F-box/kelch-repeat protein At3g06240. The record is from RefSeq and is a predicted model, not a curated record. The transcript has 2 exons. The coding region runs from base 118 to 1278 and encodes 386 amino acids. Gene Ontology annotation, molecular function: protein binding. Lineage: Eukaryota; Viridiplantae; Streptophyta; Magnoliopsida; Rosales; Rosaceae.
CCUUCAACCAUAGCAAGUCCACGAUUGCCCCUGAUCACUCGGUCCUCUCCAUAUCACUGCUCACUAUAUACUUAGCAUUCAAACCCUACUUCAUCGUUUCGUUUCCAUAGUAGUGCAAUGGAGGAAGCAAACCUCCCCGAAGAGAUUGUAGUGCUUAUCCUCUCCUGGCUGCCCGUGAAAUCCUUACUCCGAUUCACCUGCGUUUCCAAACGCUUUCAUUUCAUCAUUCUCUCUAACCCAAAAUUUGCUAAAUCCCAAUUUCAAGCAGCUCGUGAGCGCAAAACCCUGGAUCAGAGACUCCUCUACAACACAACCGUCCCUCCACUCGAAUCCCUAGACUUGGAGACGCUGCCGUUAUUUGGAGACUCUUCCUACCUCGAACGCAGACUCCUCUACUCCAAAAUCGCCCCUCGACUCGAAUCCCUACACUUGGAGACGACGUCUUUUGGAGACCGUUCCUCCGUCAGAAAGCUACAGUUUCCUUUCCAGCCACCCGUCGGUCGUCUCUCGCUACUGGGCUCCUGCAAUGGUAUUGUAUUUCUUGCCUUUGAUGAGAGAGUAUUCUAUAUCUGGAACCCAUCGACUGGAUUCUUUAGGAAAUUACCUGAUCCAGGUUCUUUAUGUGAUCAAAGAUUUCUGUUCAAUUAUGGUGUUGGCUAUUUGUCGGCCACCGACGACUACAAAAUUUUCAUAGCCACCGAUGUGUACGCCAUUUUCUCGUCGAGAGCUCAAGCUUGGAAAAAACUUGAGGUCUAUUCGGAAUCACCGCCUUCUUUUCGGGGGACCCUUUUGAACGAGGCACUUCAUUGGCUCAAUCAAGAGAACGGUAUCGUGGCUUUUGAUUUGGCCCAGGAGAAGUUCAGUAAAAUGACAAUGCCUAAUUUCGAUGAAAGAAGUUUAAAUCAGUUCGGCUAUCUUGGGGUUUCUGCUGAAGGAUGCCUUUCUUUUGCUCUCUCUCUGUGGGAUGCUCAUGACUGUAUUCAAGUGUGGGUCAUGAAAGAAUAUGGUGUGCAUGACUCAUGGACUAAGCUCUAUAACUUCAGGUUUUUGGAUCCUCCAGAGGGGAUGUGGUCUUUCAGUCGUGUAUUGGUUUUGGAAACUAGUAUUGUUGCCCACAUAUGCACUAUGAAGGAGGUUGACAAUGAUUGUAUUACCGACGUGAAAGGGUUGAUAAAGAUUCUUCACAAAGAAGAGGAGAAGUGUGGUGAGUAUGUGAUUGAAGGCUUUGAACUUAAAAUGAUUCGAUAUCAAGAGAGUUUAUGUCGGAUAGAUGAUUAGUCCUCAUUUGCUCUCUGUAUAACAGUGCUGGGGAUUUUGGAUGUACAAAUGCUAGAGCAAGCUUUGUUGGAGGGUUCUUUGAUCUAGUGGUGAUGUGGACCAGCUUUAAUCGGAAGAUAGCUAUAUAUUUGUCUAAUGGUUGCAACUAUGUUGAUAUAUGUUUGUCUUUGCCUAAAUUUCUGUAUUAUGCUAUAAGGAAUUUAUGUGU